GAAACGUCUCUCUCUCUCUCUUUUUCUUUUUCCACGUUUUCUCACACACCAAACGCGCAAAUUCUCAAAAGCGUGGAAAUAUUGAAAACUUUAUAAUCUCUACGCUUCAUCAAAAGCUUCAUAAGUUUGUGUAUAGUUAGCAUUUCAUUGAAUAUUCUUUCCAGAACUCCAAGAGUUGUUCACGAUCAUUUUGCUAAGCUGGGUGACAAAAGUUUUCAGCAUAUAGUGAGGAUUUUUAAAAAAAACUUGAGGUUUUGGUGACGGGUGGAGGAGUAAAAAAUGGCGGCGGCAUUGGCCGGAGAGGACUUGGCGAGGCAGACGAGUAGUAGGAGUUGGCGGUCGGCAAGUGUGAGAGAGAUGUGGAAUGAACCGGACGUGUUUCAGAGGAGCAGCCGGCGGCAGGCGGCGGACGAUGAGGAGGAGCUGAAGUGGGCGGCGAUAGAGAGGCUGCCUACGUAUGAUAGGCUGAGGACAGGGAUGCUAAGACAGGUGAUGAGCAAUGGGAGGGUGGUGCAUGGUGAGAUUGAUGUCACAAAGCUUGGCACUCAAGAAAAGAAGCAGUUGAUGGAGAGCAUUCUCAAAUUUGUUGAAGAGGAUAAUGAGAAGUUCCUCAGGAGGCUCAGGGCCAGAACUGAUAGGGUAGGAAUAGAGAUUCCUAAAAUUGAAGUUAGAUUCCAGAAAUUAUCGGUUGAGGGAGACGCAUAUGUUGGGACCAGAGCACUUCCAACUCUGCUUAAUUCCACCUUGAAUGCAGUAGAGGGAGUUCUUGGAACCAUUGGACUCUCUCCAUCAAAGAAAAGAGUUGUCAAGAUACUCCAAGAUGUGAGUGGCAUAGUCAGACCAUCAAGGAUGACAUUGCUUCUAGGGCCUCCUGGGUCAGGGAAAACAACAUUGCUGCAAGGACUUGCUGGGAAACUGGCUGAUGAUUUAAGGGUAACUGGGAAAGUCACCUACUGUGGUCAUGAAUUCAAUGAAUUUGUACCUGAAAGAACCAGUGCUUACAUUAGCCAGCAUGAUCUCCAUUAUGGUGAGAUGACUGUUCGUGAGACAUUAGAUUUCUCCGGACGUUGUCUAGGAGUUGGUACCAGGUAUGAAAUGCUGUCAGAGUUGUCUAAACGGGAGAAAGAAGGGGGAAUUAAACCAAACCCGGAGAUUGAUGCCUUCAUGAAAGCUACAGCUAUGGCCGGACAGGAGACAAGUUUGACCACAGAUUAUGUUCUCAGGAUACUUGGAUUGGAUAUCUGUGCUGAUAUCAUGGUGGGAGAUGACAUGAGAAGGGGUAUUUCUGGUGGACAGAAGAAGCGUGUAACUACUGGAGAAAUGUUGGCUGGACCAGCAAAAGCAUUAUUCAUGGAUGAAAUAUCAACGGGGCUGGACAGCUCCACUACGUUUCAAAUUGUCAAGUUCAUGAAGCAGAUGGUUCAUAUCAUCGAUAUCACCAUGGUCAUCUCUCUCUUGCAGCCUGCGCCUGAGACCUUUGAUCUUUUCGAUGACAUCAUUCUUCUUUCCAAUGGCCAGAUUGUCUACCAGGGUCCGCGUGAGAAUGUUCUUGAGUUCUUUGAAUAUACAGGCUUCAAAUGUCCAGAGAGGAAAGGUGUUGCAGACUUUCUGCAGGAAGUAACUUCCAAGAAGGACCAGGAACAAUACUGGUUCAAAAGGAACCAACCUUAUAGAUAUAUCUCGGUAUCUGAGUUUGUAAGGGCCUUUAACUCCUUUCACAUUGGCCAACAACUCUCUGAAGAUUUGAGAAUUCCUUAUGAUAAAUCCAGUGCCCAUCCUGCUGCUUUGGUGAGAGAAAAGUAUGGGAUCUCCAACAUGGAACUCUUCAAGGCUUGCUUCUCUAGGGAAUGGCUACUGAUGAAGCGCAGCUCAUUCAUAUAUAUAUUCAAAACUACUCAGAUAACAAUCAUGGCUACGAUCGCAUUGACUGUGUUCUUAAGAACAGAAAUGAAAUCUGGUCAAAUAGAAGAUGGAGCAAAAUUUUGGGGAGCACUAUUUUUCAGUCUCAUUAAUGUCAUGUUUAAUGGGAUGGCAGAACUUGCAAUGACAAUUUUCAGGCUUCCUGUGUUCUUCAAACAGAGAGAUUUCUUAUUCUACCCUGCAUGGGCUUUUGCAGUGCCCAUUUGGCUGCUUCGAAUUCCAAUUUCACUGAUGGAAUCUGGUAUUUGGAUCAUUCUUACAUAUUACACCAUUGGGUUUGCACCUGGGGCUAGUAGGUUCUUCAAACAGUUCUUGGCUUUCUUUGGCAUACAUCAGAUGGCACUCAGCCUCUUUCGAUUCAUUGCAGCCGUUGGAAGAACACAGGUUGUUGCAAAUACACUUGGUACCUUUACACUACUAAUGGUGUUUGUGCUUGGAGGUUUCAUUGUUUCCAAAGAUGACAUUGAGUCGUGGAUGAUAUGGGGCUACUACAUUUCUCCCAUGAUGUAUGGACAAAAUGCAAUUUCUAUUAAUGAGUUUCUUGAUGACAGAUGGAGCACUCCUGUGCUCAACUCUAGUCAACCAACAGUUGGAAAGACCCUUCUCAAGGGAAGAGGCUUGUUUACUGAAGCAUAUUGGUAUUGGAUUUGUAUAGCAGCACUCUUUGGGUUUUCUCUUCUUUUCAAUUUUCUUUUCAUUGCAGCCCUGACAUUCUUGAAGCCUCUCGGAGAUACCAAAGCUGUGAUUCUGGAUGAUGAGUCCGAAAGCAAGCCUAAGCGACAAUUGGAAUCCAAUUUAGAAGGUAUUGAUAUGCAAGUAAGAAAUGCUCAAGGAACUGCCAGCUCUGUUCAAACUAAACGAGGAAUGGUUUUGCCUUUCCAACCCCUUUCACUUGCUUUCAACCAUGUGAAUUACUAUGUUGAUAUGCCAGCAGAAAUGAAGAGCCAGGGGGUUGAUGAGACCCGACUGCAGCUGCUGCGAGAUGUUAGUGGAGCUUUCCAACCUGGUAUAUUGACAGCAUUAGUUGGUGUCAGUGGUGCUGGAAAGACUACCUUAAUGGAUGUCUUAGCAGGAAGAAAGACUGGUGGAUAUAUUGAAGGAAGUAUUAGCAUCUCUGGUUACCCAAAGAACCAAGCCACAUUUGCUAGGGUCAGCGGUUAUUGUGAACAAAAUGACAUCCAUUCCCCGUAUGUUACUGUCUAUGAAUCUCUGGUACACUCUGCCUGGCUGCGUCUUGCUUCGGAUGUAAAGAAAGAAACACGAAAGAUGUUUGUCGAUGAAGUUAUGGAGUUGGUUGAGCUUAACUCAUUGAGGAAUGCUCUAGUUGGACUUCCAGGAAUUGAUGGUCUUUCAACUGAGCAGAGAAAGAGGCUCACCAUUGCCGUGGAGUUGGUUGCUAGCCCCUCCAUCAUCUUUAUGGAUGAGCCUACAUCAGGCCUUGAUGCUAGAGCUGCUGCUAUAGUCAUGCGUACUGUAAGAAACACAGUGGAUACAGGACGAACUGUUGUUUGCACAAUUCACCAACCGAGCAUGGACAUAUUUGAAUCAUUUGAUGAGCUCUUCUUGAUGAAAAGGGGAGGACAAGCAAUUUAUGCCGGACCUCUUGGUCUCCAUUCUCACAAACUUGUUGAAUACUUUGAGGCUAUCCCAGGGGUUCCCAAGAUCAAAGAAGGAUACAAUCCUGCUACCUGGAUGUUAGAGGUCAGUUCUACUGCAGUUGAGGCUCAACUUGACAUUGAUUUUGCAGAAGUUUAUGCCAACUCUGACCUUUACCGGAGAAAUCAGGAACUUAUCAAGGAGCUAAGCACUCCCCAACCAGGUUCCCAGGAUCUUUACUUCCCCACACAGUACUCUCAAAGCUUUAUAACUCAGUGCAAGGCUUGUUUCUGGAAGCAGCAUUGGUCAUACUGGAGAAACUCACAGUACAAUGCAAUUCGAUUUUUCAUGACGAUUGUUAUUGGUAUUCUUUUUGGUGUCAUCUUCUGGAGCAAAGGAGACAAGAUACACAAACAGCAAGACCUGACUAAUCUAUUGGGAGCUACAUAUGCUGCUGUUUUUUUCCUUGGAGCUACCAAUGCUUCUGCUGUGCAAUCUGUGGUGGCAGUAGAGAGAACUGUCUUUUACCGUGAAAGAGCAGCUGGAAUGUACUCAGAGUUGCCUUAUGCAUUUGCUCAGGUGGCUAUUGAGACAAUAUAUGUUGCAAUUCAAACGUUUGUGUAUUCUCUUCUUCUAUACUCAAUGAUUGGAUUCCACUGGAAGCUGGAAAAGUUCUUGUAUUUCUACUACUUCAUAUUCAUGUGCUUUACAUACUUCUCAAUGUAUGGGAUGAUGGUUGUUGCACUCACUCCGGGCCAUCAAAUUGCUUCAAUUGUCAUGUCCUUUUUCAUGAGCUUUUGGAACUUGUUCUCUGGUUUCCUCAUCCCUAGGCCGAUGAUCCCCAUAUGGUGGAGGUGGUACUACUGGGCUUCCCCAGUUGCUUGGACAAUCUAUGGACUUUUCACAUCUCAAGUUGGUGACAAGAAGAAUUUACUUGAAAUUCCUGGUUCAGAACCAAAGGCUGUAGAUGAAUUCCUUAAGGACUACAUGGGUUUUGACCAUGACUUUCUUGUCCCUGUAGUCUUUGCCCAUAUUGGUUGGGUGGUCCUCUUCUUCUUUGUCUUUGCCUAUGGCAUCAAAUUCCUUAACUUCCAAAGGAGAUGAGGAACUUUCUUGUGCACCACAGAAGCUUUUUUUUU
Corylus avellana is the source of this 4655-nucleotide messenger RNA. RefSeq names its product pleiotropic drug resistance protein 2. Lineage: Eukaryota; Viridiplantae; Streptophyta; Magnoliopsida; Fagales; Betulaceae. The record is from RefSeq and is a predicted model, not a curated record. Gene Ontology annotation, cellular component: membrane. Gene Ontology annotation, molecular function: ATP hydrolysis activity; ATP binding; ABC-type transporter activity.